AUGCAUAUGCACAACUAUUUUAAGCCAGUUCAGUCCUCGUGAUUGGUUAAUUUUGUACUGUUCUCUCCUAAAUACGCAAUUUCAAAUCAAAUUCACUCUCAAGAAGCUAAUCCACAAUAAACAACUCGGACGCCGGUUGCAUUCGGGAAUGCGGUGUUUUCCUCGGCGAUCACAUCUGGCUGCGCGCGCACAUUUCUUAGCACCAAAACUCAUUCACAAACUUGAAAUGAACAUCAAGUGUGUACAAAGAUAACGUAAUAAAUUAACGUUUUAUAAAUAGGUAGGGAAAUGAACGAAGAACUUGAGCGGUAGAUGCGAAGGAAAAGCGUGAAGAACGUGCAAAAAUUUCUCAUUUCAUUCAAACCAGCCCUAACGAUCGGAAGUGUACGCGGGUCAACUCAGUUCUCCGUUUCGGUGAAAAAUGGAAAUUUGCGAGGAAAGCGGAUUUUUCCACGAAGAUUUCGCAAAGUUUCGCAGCGAUAUCAGUGAUAGCGAGUUUCGGGCGUUUUCCCAGCUGGAGAACGACGAGCAGCGGGUUCGGUUCGUACACCAGAUCGUGGAGGAUCGUUAUGGGGGUAAACUGUGGAGUCCUGUGCGCGAAAUAGGCGUCGGCAAGAGCCUGGCCAAGGCUUUGGAAGCCAAGGAGCGGGGAAAUAGUGCGUUUCAAUACGAAAAAUGGCAGGAAUCGUUACGAUGCUACAAUGACGCGUGUUUACUGCUGCCAGCGGAAAAUGAUCAGGAAAAAGCCUUUAUUUUGGCCAACCGUUCAGCUGCUCUGUUUCACCUAAAUAAGUAUGAUCUGGCAUUAAGAGACAUCGAUCGCUCGAUUCAGUUACACUAUCCAGAAAAUAUGCGAUACAAGCUGAUGGAACGGAAGGCUCGGUGCUUUGCCGCACUCAAGGACCUACCGACGGCUCUGGAGUGCUACAGAGAUACCUUUGCCGCCUUAAGCGUGUCCAAUCUCGGAGAAGAAAUGCUAGAGAAAAAAAUGAAGGAAACACAUAAAAUGAUCAUCAACCUGGAACUGCACAUCGAAAAUGUUAAGAAGUACUUGGAACCCGUGAAGCGCGGUGUCGUCAAGAAGUUCGUUCCUCACGUUGACAAAUCCAUAUUCUUCGACUGCACCGAAUCAGAGGGACGAUUCGCUCGGACACGGAACCAUCUGAAGCCCAAUUGCGUUCUGCUGAAGGAACUGCCUCACGCUUCGGUAGUGAUGAGUGAUUGCAGCGGUACUCAUUGCGAUCAGUGCUGCAGUCGAGUUGAAGUUCUGUUUAGCUGUCCGAAGUGCGUUGAUGUGGUUUACUGUUCAGAAGAGUGCCUGCAGGAGGGAAGUCGGGGGCAUCAUGCGUAUGAAUGUGGGUUUCUACCGUUUUUGAGGAACUCUGGGGCUAAUGUUGUUUCUAUGCUUGCGCUGAGGAUAGUGUCUCAAAAAUCUGAGGAAUACUUCUACGAUAUGCAGGAGCAGUUGGAGAACCUAUCGAAUGAUUUUGUGGACAGUUUGCCAGUUGACGAUUAUCGCAAAGUGUAUAAUUUUGUUACACAUGACGAGCAACGGGAAGCUGAGGAUUAUCUGAAAUGGGUAGUAAUGUCAGUUUUACUCAACACUGUUUUGGUUGCCGCUGGUUUCAGCAAAUCAGGAUCCCUAAAAGGGUAAGGAUUAAAUACCUUCAGUAAGAAAGGGUGAGGCCAUUUUUGUACUUCUUUAUCGUUUGGAACGAACAUACCUAAUAACCAAAUAAGUCAAUGAAAUAGUUCCUGGAUCGACCGGAAAUCUAAU
This is a messenger RNA of Aedes albopictus (Asian tiger mosquito), 1777 nucleotides long. Its product is annotated as SET and MYND domain-containing protein 4. The record is from RefSeq and is a predicted model, not a curated record. Gene Ontology annotation, cellular component: nucleus; cytoplasm. Lineage: Eukaryota; Metazoa; Arthropoda; Insecta; Diptera; Culicidae. Gene Ontology annotation, biological process: compound eye photoreceptor development. Gene Ontology annotation, molecular function: histone deacetylase binding. The transcript has 4 exons. The coding region runs from base 422 to 1654 and encodes 410 amino acids.